Messenger RNA from Bombina bombina (fire-bellied toad), 1250 nucleotides. RefSeq names its product chromosome 5 C8orf82 homolog (gene C5H8orf82). Lineage: Eukaryota; Metazoa; Chordata; Amphibia; Anura; Bombinatoridae. The coding region runs from base 252 to 896 and encodes 214 amino acids. The transcript has 3 exons. The record is from RefSeq and is a predicted model, not a curated record.
CAUAACAGGUGACAUUGCUGUAAUGUGGCAGCACCAGUGGGGAUUGCUGAGGGCGAUCACUGACACGUGACAAAUGACUAUAAAGUGGUCACGUUACUGCUGAGCACACUUAUAUUAAUAAUACUGAGUGGUUGAUUCGUCCCCGGAACCUUCUCCACGUCUUUGUUUCUACAGGGACUGGGAUAUUGUAGCGCAGUUUCCAUGGUAACAGUGCCGCUUGUCAGUGCUGAAGCUUCCGGUCUUUGAAAGUUAUGCAACGUAUGGCUGUACUCCGGGGUUUUUUGUCCCUGUCCAGUGUCCGGUUACCCCAGCACCCCUCGCUCCGCCGACUGCUGAGCUAUGUGCAGGGUCAGAGCCCCGAGCCCCGCAUACGGGAGUAUUUCUACUACAUCGACCACCAAGGACAGCUUUUCCUAGACGAUACUAAAGUAAAGAAUUUCAUCACCUGUUUUAAAGAUAAGCAGUUCCUUGUAUUUUUCUUCAAGCAAGUGAGAAAAAACCAAACUGGCCGAUAUGAGGACUUCCCGUACAUAUCACCCUGUGGUAGGGAGAGGAAUUUUAUUCGAUGUGAUGACCGUCCCAUUGUGUUCACUCAUCUCCUGUCUGACCCAAGCAUUGAAAUCCAGCACCUCUCCUAUUGUGGGGGAGGAGAUAAACUUGCUGUGAGAUUUGAGCCAGAGAAACUUUUGAUGCUGCCAGAGAACGGACGGGUGUACCACCCAGCCCCUGAUAAAUGUGGCAGUGUAGGACUUGUGAAGUCAUCUCUUGCUUUUGAGCUUAGUCCAUUCUUUGAAUAUAGCUCUAAUAAUACUACUGGUGACCCUCCGACUCAUUUUCAUUGGAACAACAAACGUUACACCCUCACCAAUGAGCUGAUACAGCUCCUCCUCACCUGAGGUAAACAAGCUCUUCGUUUUAUCUCAGUUUUGCCAGCUUAAGCACUUGCAUAGUGAAUACUGCACAAUGAGAGACAGCUGAGAAGACCAUCAAGGCAACAAAUCUGUACUAAAUGACAUUUGUGGCACUUGAUUUGGUAGUGUCUACCCAACUGUUCUGCUUAUGAAGGGGUUGAUUUGUAAGUGUGAUGCUCUGAAUUAUCUCACUGCUUCCUGGCAGGUGACCUUGUGAGCUCUCAAUAAAGCAGAGUAUUUAUAUAUUACAAUUAAAAGUCUGAUAGUCAUAUAGCAGUGUGCCCAUAACACGAAGCCGCAUUAAUGGAUAAAAAGUACUUAAAGGGCCAUAAUACCCAA